AUGUCGCUGAAUGUUAUUCUAGAAGUUGAGUUGUUCAACGUGUGGGGGAUUGAUUUCAUGGGACCCUUUCCAUCAUCUUACAACAACAAGUAUAUAUUGCUUGCUGUGGACUAUGUGUCUAAAUGGGUGGAAGCAGCGACAUCUCCUACGAAUGAUGUACGACAUAGAACCGUUUUGCCUUAUCAUCCGCAGUCCAAUGGGCAAGUGGAAAUUUCUAAUAGGGAGGUCAAGAGCAUUCUUGAAAAGACCGUUAAUAGCUCAAGGAAGGAUUGGUCUAAAAAGCUUGAUGAUAUUUUAUGGGCUUAUAGAACGACAUUUAAGACUCCCAUUGGCAUGUCUUCUUAUCGGUUGGUUUUUGGUAAGGCUUGCCAUUUACCAGUAGAAUUAGAACAUCGAGCAUAUUGGGCAAUGAGAAAGUUGAAUAUGGAUUGGAAUGCAGCUGGGAAAAAUAGGCUAAUGCAAUUGAAUGAACUUGAUGAGUUUAGGAAUAAAGCCUAUGAGAAUGCCAUGAUUUACAAGGAACGCACCAAGGCAUGGCAUGACAAGAACUUGUCUCACAAAGAAUUUCAACCCGGGAAGUUGAAAUCAAGAUGGUCGGGACUGUACACAAUAGUAACGGUAUUUCCUUAUGGUUCGUUUGAGUUAAAAAAUCGAAAUAAUGAAACAUUCAAGGUGAACGGUCAACGAGUGAAGCCAUACUUGGGUGGUCCCAUUGAUCAAGCCAAGUCCAUUAUUCUGUUGAAGCCUCUUUGA
Molecule: messenger RNA, 753 nt
Organism: Humulus lupulus (European hop)
Lineage: Eukaryota; Viridiplantae; Streptophyta; Magnoliopsida; Rosales; Cannabaceae
Exons: 3
Coding region: 1-753 (250 amino acids)
Molecular function (GO): nucleic acid binding
Source: RefSeq, a predicted model, not a curated record